Messenger RNA from Chaetomium globosum CBS 148.51, 870 nucleotides. RefSeq lists its product as uncharacterized. Gene Ontology annotation, molecular function: calcium-dependent protein serine/threonine phosphatase regulator activity; nucleic acid binding. The record is from RefSeq and is a predicted model, not a curated record. Gene Ontology annotation, cellular component: cytoplasm; nucleus. Gene Ontology annotation, biological process: calcium-mediated signaling. NCBI's taxonomy places the organism in Eukaryota, Fungi, Ascomycota, Sordariomycetes, Sordariales, Chaetomiaceae. The transcript has a single exon. Bases 1 to 870 code for a protein of 289 amino acids.
AUGGAGCAACAACUACAGAGGGAUCUGCCUUUCCGGGCAGCGCAGCAUACCGAAGAACAACAAUUGUCACCACAACUUCCGCCGUCGCCCACUCGCUCUUCGACGGGCAGCAGCACCCGGUCGCGCAAGUCGACGCUAACCCUUGACCUCGCCAACCUCCCCCCGCUGAUCAAGCCAACACCACCCUGCAACACGCUGAUCUUCACCAACCUCCAAUCGCGUGACAUCUUCUCUCCGGACAACCUCCAGCAGAUUCGUGACCUCAUCGAGAAAAUCGCCCGCAUUCACGCCUUUUCCCCGCUGAAAUCUCUCAGCCGCAUUAUUGUCUCGUUCUACAGCGUUAAGGACGCCGUUGCAGUGCGCGAGAUCUGGGACGGCGAGCCCAUUAUGGGCGACCGUUGCCGUGUAUACUUCGGCCAGCCGACGCCGCUCACGACACAACCACACAAAUUGGCGCUGCCUGACGCGGGCAAGCUCUUCUUCAUCUCUCCCCCCCCUAGCCCGCCGCACGGAUGGGAACAGACAAUGGAGGACGCACCCAACAAGAUGGUGCACGCCGACGACCUAGCCGAAGCGCUGGCCCGGCUGAGGCACCACAACAAUCCCAACGGCUCCGAAUUGGCCAGCGCUAUGGCGAUGGGGUCGCCCGUGUCGCCAGUCGAGAGCAGUCGGGGCCCGCAGCGGAGCCGCAGCUCGACCCUGGUAUUCCAACCGAACCCGGAGCUGGGCGCGAGCCCGGACCUGCCGUGUGUUAUUAUUCAUGACAUGACGGAUGAGCCCGAGGACAUGAGCCCGAUUGCGCCCCCGGCGAGCAAGCCGAUCAUGGCGCAUACUUCCCGGCCGCCGGUCGAGUUGAUGCACGAUGCUUAA